CAAAAAACUGAUCAGCGUUUGUAUAUAUAUAUAACAUUCUAUAGGACUGGUUUGGUAUUGUUAUUCUGGUGUAAGGAAGGCAUCAGUGAAAACAAAAAAAUGAUUUUGCAAAGAGUAGCUCUACUUAUGCUCUUCUGUAGUUGGGUUUCUGCAUUCACGACGACAAGCAGUUCCUCUUAUUUUCUUACCACUAUGAAGUCUCAGCCAAUAGUGAAUGGAUCAUGCAAUGCUACAACAAGUUUGCCAUCUUUGACCCUAGUGGUAGACACUUCUGCCUCUAUGGAUUAUACUUUGCAAGAAAUAAAAAAUGCAACAAAUUUUCUCGUUGAUGGUCUCCAAAAUGAAACGAGGCAAUACACCUUGGUGGAAUUUAAUGAUCCAUCUGUUGGACCUGCUCAGAUUACAUGCUUUAAAAAAGAAUUUAAGGACUAUGUGAAUAAGAUUUAUCCUUAUUCUGGUGGUGACUGUCCUGAAUUGUCAAUGGCCGGUCUCCUGUUGGCACUGGAAAACAGUCCUUCUGGCUCUCUGUUUGUACUAGUCACUGAUAGCUCCUCAAAAGAUUACCUUGACUACGACACAGUGAAUCGUAUAUCUUCUCUUCUCACAUCUAAAAGAGCAAAGGUGAUUUUUCUAAUCAGAAGCUACUGCUUCAGCUCAUAUUCUGCUGAUUUCUUGAUAUACAGAGAGAUUGCUUCUAAAAGCUACGGGCAUGUUUUCCUAAAUUUUUACUACCCUGACAUAAGUAAAAUUGUUAACCUUCUGGACUUUUUGCUUUGGAUACCAACUAACAGUUCAAUACGUUUGCUCUCCAUUGAUACAAAUUAUACCAGUUAUGUCAGCACUUCCUUUACAUUUCAUGUCAGAAAUAACUUUACAGCAAUAAUAAUAUCUACUGAUGGAUCUAUAUAUUCAAUGGUCAUUACAGGACCUUCAGGUGUUGAAGCAAAAACAAAUAAAAUAAUGAAAGAAUAUUGGGGAUCAUUGCAUUUUGUAGAAAAUCCUGACAUAGGAGCUUGGAAAAUUAACAUAAGUGCCUCUGCAUCCAGUUCCAUACGUAUUGAAGGCAUUACUGCCAACAGUAUAACACCCACAGAUACCUGCUCAAAAUGUCACCCCAGAGCCUCUUGUAAGAAAAAUCUAUUUGGCAGUAAAUGUGUCUGCAAUGACGGAUUUGAAGGCAAUGGCUACACAUGCUAUGAUAUUGAUGAAUGCAGCAACUGGUAUUGGUCUUACCCUUGUAACACCGGUAUAUGUAAAAACACAUAUGGCUCAUACAACUGCACCUGUCCAUAUGGGUAUGAAAUGUCAAACGGAACAUGCGCUGACAUAAAUGAAUGUGCAAGACCUGGUUUGAACAACUGCCACUCAUUAGCAUCGUGCAUUAAUAACAAUGGCUCCUAUUCCUGCUUGUGUCCUUCUGACUAUUUCGGAGACGGAUUUUACUGCGAGUUCAAUGAAUGCACAACUAAAGUUUGUGGGGAUGGAAUGGAAUGUAUCAAAUCAAAUGGCUCGUAUUCCUGUAUGGACCCAUGUACAAACUACACCACGCUUAGCCAACCUUGGAGAAGCACAUCCUAUUAUUAUUAUUAUGAUUAUUAUUAUGAUUAUUAUUAUGAUUAUUAUUAUUAUACUCAGUGUGAUUAUUACCUGUAUGGAUGGUAUCGAUUCACAGGAAGUGGAGGAACUCGAAUGCCUGAAUAUUGUCCAUCCUCAUAUAGUUGCUAUACUAACGGUCAAAUGUGGCUGCAUGGUUCGCAUCCUCAGCCUGUAGAUGGAAUUGUAAACCGCACUGUUUGCACGAACCGCAACGGGAACUGCUGCUAUUGGUCAACUGAUGUGUCAAUUAAGGCUUGUUCUGGAGGGUACCACGUGUAUAAACUAAAAGGAGUAUCAAGCUGCUACUCAGCAUAUUGUACAGAUCCAACAACAGCCAGGGAUUCCUGUUUAUGUGCGGAUGAUGAAGAGUGCAGAUUUGUUAAUGGCCAUUUCGGCUGCUAUUGCAAAAGUACAGCUGGGCCUUCAGUCAUUGAAGAUUUACGACCUGUUUUGACAUGCGAUGCCCAUAUAAUGAGAGCUUCUUUUCGGAAAUGCCACCUGGAAAAAUUUAACUUAAGUAAAAAGAACAUACAUCUCGCAAACGGUAGCUGCAUUGGCUCACAAGAUUAUAAUGCCUCAAACAUGAUAUCCGUGGUGUCCGCACCAAAAGCAGGCGUGUGUGGAAAUGAGUUACUGAAAAACUCAACGCAUGUCAUCUACAAAAACACUGUCUACGUAUCCCUGGAUGUUAAUUCUACUAUCGGAGGAGAAGAUGUAGUUAGAAUAAGAUUUUCUUGUGUAUACCCACUGGAUAUGCAAGUUUCUAUUAACACAGCAUUGAAACCUUUUAGCAGCAUAACGAUAAUAGAUAUGGAAGGUGCUGGACAGCUAAAAGCAGUCAUGGCUCUUUACAAAGACUCUAACUACUCUUCAGUCUUCGAAGGAUCAGAGGUUACAGUGACCAAUAAAACAAUUUUGAAUAUUGGAAUAUACAUAGACGGAGCAGACAUCUCAAAGUACACCUUGGUGAUGAAAAAUUGUUAUGCUACACCUUCCACUAACCCCUUAGAUCCAAAGAGAUAUGACAUCAUCAAGGAAAGCUGUUCAAGUAAACAGGACGCAUCCAUUACUAUUCUUGAAAAUGGUGUUUCAAACAGAGGACGAUUCUCUGUUCAACUCUUUAAUUACAUCAAAGAUUCCAAUCGUGUGUUCUUGCACUGUUAUAUUCGUAUAUGUGAGCCAGCAGCAGAGUUGUGUACCCCACGCUGCUCUGGCAUGAGACUGAUAUCCGAGAGUAGUAAUAGUACCGAUCGUGCUCUUUUCUUUGGGCCAAUAACUAAACAAGUUGAUGAGACCAAACCAUCAUCAGCGUGUCGCGGAACAUGGGUUCCAAAGCAUCUUCUGACGUUUGCAAUUUUAUUCUUAACAGUUUUUGUAUUAUAAACUAAAAGUUAAUGGAACGUAAAUUAUUUUUUAUUCGGAAACAUUCAAUGUUUGUUACAUUGUGAAUACAUAAUAUGCAAGCUGGAUUCUUAAAGGGAAUUCUUUAAAAAUUCUAUUAGUAAAACUGAAAUACAGCCAUUCCUACUUCCAAUUGCACAUCCUAACUCUGAAUUGAAGCUCCAACUAAAUAUGAGUUAUAUCCCUUAUACUGAUGCUCCUAUGUAUGAAACAUGGCUUGUUCCUGACUCCAAAUUAAACAUCUAUUCAUUGCCCUUGGAGGUCCUGCAUCAGAGAUCCUAUGCAAAAACAUUGCACCUUUGCAUCAUUUACCCUCUCUCUUCACAGCAUAAACUAGAAGUUGGAGAAGCCUCCAUAUGACAAUGGUAGCAAUGGGCAAAUUAGUGAAAUGUCUGCUGCAAAAUGUGUUGUUUUUUUACCCCUGAUGUAACCCACCUUAAAUACCUUAUUAUUCACCCCAGUCUUUGUCUCACAUUUCAAGGUACUCUAUCCUCCAGGGUUCCAGGGUUGACUAAUUUCCCUAGAGUAAAUUGUGCCUUAGUGAUGCUCAAGCAAUGGGGGGUAUUAGCUUUCCAGAUCUACUGAUGCAGCUUGAGAUCCCACAUUGUCAUCGGUGGCUUUUCUAAUCUAACCCAACAUUCUAUAACAAUAUUUCAGAAACACGUAAAUCAGGGGACAGGAGAGCCAGCUUAUAUAAAAAUAUUUAGGCCUUAACAUAUUUCGGUUUAUCACUUUGUUUCAACAAGCGAACAAUAAUUCUAAAUGCGUCACAACUUAUCGAUGAGACCCGAUCUUAACACACAAUAAUUUUCAUAAACAAUCCAUGAACUGAUUUUGAAACCCGCCUUACUUUUGCAUUUAAACAAAAUGUUACUCAGAAUCGGAUAUCAAGGAAUCAUGGGAAUGUACUAUUCAGUAAUGUGUAAUGGUUACGGAUAUUUUUAACCAAUUGGGGAAUCUUCCUGUAAAUCUGCUUUCUGAAUACAAGCAUUUUCUAGUAUCUCAAGUGUAUGAGAGUUUAUCAGUAAAUGUACAUAAUGCUGUUUCUUACCAUAAUAAUGCUACGUUAAGCAAAAUUAUUGCUUUUAGAAUCAAUUACUAAUACUUAUACUAAUAAUUUUUAAAUAAUGUUCUAUUAAUAAAUAGAUAUCACAAAU
Molecule: messenger RNA, 4154 nt
Organism: Spea bombifrons (plains spadefoot toad)
Lineage: Eukaryota; Metazoa; Chordata; Amphibia; Anura; Pelobatidae
Product: uromodulin-like
Exons: 17
Coding region: 100-2979 (959 amino acids)
Biological process (GO): neutrophil migration
Cellular component (GO): cell surface; apical plasma membrane
Molecular function (GO): calcium ion binding
Source: RefSeq, a predicted model, not a curated record